AUGGUCUAUAAACCUCCUAACCUCCUCAUCACCUAUUUUCAGUGGAAAUAUCCUUCCGUGCUUUUCCAUCUCCCAUUGCCAGCAUCCCAGCGCGUCGUAGCACUCACAAUAGACGACGCGCCCUCCACCCAUACAGGCGCCAUCCUUGACCUGCUCAAGUCGCAUAAUGCAACAGCAACAUUCUUUAUCAUCGGCAGCCAAUUAUCCUCAUUUGAAGGUUCUAAGAAUAUUCUGGAACGGAUGCUGGCGGAAGGUCACGAGAUAGGAAACCACGCGUGGGAAGAUGAGCCUAGUGUUUCGCUCCCACUUUCCGAACUCGAGAGACAGGUUAAAGAAGUGGAAGCUAUUAUUCCGGCCAAUGAUAAAGGGGCGAAGUAUUUCCGCCCUGGCUCAGGCUUUUUUAAUUCCGCAAUGGUCGAGAAAGUCAAGGCCUUGGGAUAUUGGGUUGUUCUGGGGAGCAUCUACCCACAUGAUCCGCAGAUUCACAAUCCAAGGAUUAAUGCGGCGCAUGUGUUAAGUCGGUUGAGGCCUGGAGGCAUUAUUAUCAUGCAUGAUAGGAGGGAAUACUCGACUCAGCAAGUGAGAUUGGUGCUUGAGGGUUUGGAGGCGAAGGAGUGGGAAGCUGUGAAUUUGGGGACUCUAAUGCGGAUUAAGGAUGAAUUGGAGGUUAAGUUAUGA
Venustampulla echinocandica is the source of this 678-nucleotide messenger RNA. Its product is annotated as Carbohydrate esterase family 4 protein. The transcript has a single exon. Gene Ontology annotation, cellular component: membrane. Lineage: Eukaryota; Fungi; Ascomycota; Leotiomycetes; Helotiales; Pleuroascaceae. Gene Ontology annotation, molecular function: hydrolase activity, acting on carbon-nitrogen (but not peptide) bonds. The coding region runs from base 1 to 678 and encodes 225 amino acids. The record is from RefSeq and is a predicted model, not a curated record. Gene Ontology annotation, biological process: carbohydrate metabolic process.